Messenger RNA from Pyrus x bretschneideri (Chinese white pear), 1089 nucleotides. RefSeq names its product F-box protein PP2-B15. The transcript has 3 exons. Lineage: Eukaryota; Viridiplantae; Streptophyta; Magnoliopsida; Rosales; Rosaceae. Gene Ontology annotation, molecular function: protein binding. The record is from RefSeq and is a predicted model, not a curated record. Bases 26 to 886 code for a protein of 286 amino acids.
AGGCAAUGUCACACCAAUUUCAGAGAUGAACUUCGAUCACUUGCCUGAAGACUGCUGCGCGCACAUUUUAUCGUUCACGUCUCCGGGCGAUGCAUGUCGUUCCUCGUUAGUUUCAUCGUCUUUUCGGGCCACGGUGGAUGCCGAUAGUGUGUGGCGGAAAUUCUUGCCAUCAGACCACAAACAGAUUCUAUCCAGAUUUGUGAGUCCCAUAGCUUAUUCAUCUAGCAAAGAUUUGUUUAUGAAGUUAUGCAGUCCAAACCUAAUCGACGGUGGUGAUAAGAUGUUCUUCAUAGAGAAAUCCACAGGUAAAAAGUGCUACAUGUUAAGUGCAAGGGACCUUUCAAUUACAUGGGGCAGUCAUCCACUGUACUGGACCUGGAGACCUUGUCUUGAAUCAAGGAGCAAAUUCAGAUUUGCAGAGGUGGCUGAGCUUAGAACAAUUUGGUGGCUGGAAAUAUGUGGCACAACAAAUACUCAAAUGCUAUCACCAAAAACUGCCUAUGGGGCCUAUCUUAUUAUAAAGAUAGCCAAUCGUGCUUACGGGUUAGACACUUUGCCUUCUGAGGUUUCACUUGAAGUUGGUAAUUCAAAAUCACAGAGUACGAUUUACUUGAGCAAACGCAAUGAUAGUGGGAAGCAAGCCUCAUCAGAACACGAACAUUUUCCGAAAGCGGUAAGAGCUUCAAGGUGGAGGGUUCUAGACGAAGAUCGCAGUGGCGGCCGCGGCGGCGAGCGCGGGGAUGGAUGGAUGGAGGUUGAAAUAGGAAGCUUUUACAAUGGUGAGUGUGAUGAGAAGGAUGUAAGGAUGAGCCUAAGAGAAGUGAGGGGUGUGCAUCUUAAAGGUGGACUUAUUGUUGAGGGAAUUGAGCUUAGGCCUAAACAAUAAUGUCACGUGUCAUCAUGUGAGAAGAAAUUGCUUAAUUUAAGAGUUUAUUCUUUUUGUAAGCAAUGUUCUUAAGUUCAAUUUACUCUAAUUUACGAGAGAGACAUUGAAUUCUUGCAUAAAAGGACGGAAAAUAAAGAAGUCAAACACAACAUCGACUUACAUUUGCGCUAUAUAAUUGGUAAUAUGUUUUAAGUUGUAUACCC